AUGGUCAAGUCCCACAGCAAAGGCAGCAACCUGCUCCCCCUCAUCCUCCUCCUCAUCUUCGUCGCCGUGCUUGCCGUGGUCGGCUAUAUCGUCUACAGCAUUGUGCAGGAUGUGGGCAAGAACACCCGCGCGAAGAUGGAACGGAAGAACAUCGCUAUUACCAAGGAUGGCGUGAAGGUGCAAGUCCGAGAGAUUCGCGACGAGCAGUACAAGGACAAGACGCAGAGCGUCCUGGUCAACAUGUGGAAUCAUACGAAAUUCCCCGCGUACAAGAGUCGACUGUGGAGUAAUGCGGGCCAGGAGUCUGAGAGUGCCGCGAAGCGCAGGUCGUGA
Penicillium diatomitis is the source of this 333-nucleotide messenger RNA. RefSeq lists its product as uncharacterized. NCBI's taxonomy places the organism in Eukaryota, Fungi, Ascomycota, Eurotiomycetes, Eurotiales, Aspergillaceae. Bases 1 to 333 code for a protein of 110 amino acids. The transcript is spliced from 2 exons. The record is from RefSeq and is a predicted model, not a curated record.